AUGACCGCUUGGUUGGCACAGGCGGUGGUGAUUUGGGCGUUCGUUAGCAUCACCCAUGCUGCAACUCCGGAGCAAUGGAGGUCCAGAUCGAUAUAUCAACUGCUGACCGAUCGGUACGCGAGGGCUGAUAGGAGUACGACUGCUGCGUGCAAUGUCGCUGAUGGGAAUUACUGUGGCGGAUCAUGGCGAGGAAUCAUUGAGCAGCUCGACUACAUCCAAAACAUGGGCUUCACAGCCAUCUGGAUUUCCCCAGUAACUUACAACCUCCCAGAGCGAACCAAAUUCGGUUACGCAUACCAUGGAUACUGGCAACAAGACCUUUAUCGCCUCAACAGCAAUUUUGGAACCGCAGACGAUCUCAAGGCUCUGAGUGUGGCUUUACAUGAUCGCGAUAUGGCAAACAUAGUUGUGAAUCAUAACGGGUGGAAUGGGACCGCGGAAUCAGUCGAUUACUCCCGUUUUCAUCCAUUCGACCAGAAGGAGCACUUCCACGACUACUGUACUAUCAGCAAUUACAGCGAUCAAGCGAUGGUGGAAGGAUGCUGGCUAGGCGAUGUAGACGUUGAGCUCCCGGACCUCAAUACUGAACAUCCGUUCGUCCUGAAUGAGUACCGAAGUUGGAUCAAGCAGCUAGUGUCGAACUAUUCCAUUGACGGCAUCCGCCUUGACACGGCAAAACACGUUGGAAGAGAUUUCUGGUCAUCGUUUCAAGAAGCAGCCGGCAUCUUCAGCACGGGAGAAGUGUUAAGCGGUAACCCGGUAUACGUAUGUGAAUAUCAGAACACCAUGCACAGCAUUCUGAACUACCCGCUGUACUAUCCAAUGAUGUUGUUUCUCAACUCCACCAAGGGCACAUCCACACCUUUAGUCAAAGCCAUCGACAUAUUGCGCUCCGCCUGUAAAGACGUUACACUGCUGACCACUUUCUCCGAGAACCACGAUCUUCCUCGUUUCGCAUCACAAACGCAAGACCUCUCUCUCGCGAAGAAUGUCAUAGCCUUGACGAUACUCUGGGAUGGUAUCCCUAUCAUCUAUGCCGGCCAAGAGCAGCAUUAUGCUGGGUACGGAGAUCCCGGCAACCGGGAGGCGACAUGGCUGGCCAAAUAUUCGCGAGAAGGGGACCUCUACAACAUCGUUGCUGCGUUGAAUCAAGCGCGAAAUCGGGCACUGUCUGUCGAUCCUGCUUACCUGGCAUACAACAUCCACGCAAUCUACAACUCAAGUGAAGUAAUUGCCCUUCGUAAGGGACAUGCUCCAAAUCAGAUCGUUUCCAUAUAUACGAGCGCGGGAAUGGGUACAGGAUCUUCAAUCCUCCACAUUGGAGAAACAGGCUGGCCUGUGGACACUGAGGUGGUGGAGCUGAUCACUUGUCAGAGUGCUAUUGUUUCUAGUGACGGAAAAUUACCAGUCGCCAUGAAAGAUGGAUUACCAAGAGUAUACAUGUCUUCAAACGCAAUCGGUGGGAGCGGGAUUUGCGGCAUGAAUGGUACGAACAACAAUGCUUCAGGCACAACGGUCAACAAUGGAUUUGAGACUAUGCCGAAUGAGUCGAAAAGCAGUCCUGCAGCGGGACAUGCAAAGUCGAUUGAAAGAAUAUUCUUACUGGUCGUGGCUGCUGCUGUCGCUGCGGUCUCAACGAUCUGGUGAAGCUUGAUUUCCAUUGGCAUAUUUCACCAUCUCGAGCAACAUUUAGCAGCACGUUUGGAUUAGAGACAUUGCGAUGGUUACCGACAUAGGAUGAACCCCACCGUUCAGACGUUAAUGCUAGUACAACACUUCGCCUUUACUAAACGUGUAGCCGCCAUCUCUUUGUAGAAUAAUACUCAAAGUCAGUGCUGUUACCAUGUUUGCGGCAAGGGGUUAAGUCUAGGUAGAAUGGGAGCAUAUCAAUUCAAAAUGACAAGGCCGGCAAAGCAAUAUUGAGGGCCAUUCGAACCAUGCCAUAUACAUUAUUGGUAUCGGUCUAUUUCUCUCUCUUUUCUUUUAUA
Messenger RNA from Aaosphaeria arxii CBS 175.79, 1988 nucleotides. RefSeq names its product glycoside hydrolase family 13 protein. Bases 1 to 1647 code for a protein of 548 amino acids. The record is from RefSeq and is a predicted model, not a curated record. Gene Ontology annotation, molecular function: alpha-amylase activity; calcium ion binding. The transcript has 4 exons. Gene Ontology annotation, biological process: carbohydrate catabolic process. NCBI's taxonomy places the organism in Eukaryota, Fungi, Ascomycota, Dothideomycetes, Pleosporales.